Messenger RNA from Eutrema salsugineum, 1515 nucleotides. RefSeq lists its product as uncharacterized. The record is from RefSeq and is a predicted model, not a curated record. The coding region runs from base 1 to 1515 and encodes 504 amino acids. The transcript has 2 exons. NCBI's taxonomy places the organism in Eukaryota, Viridiplantae, Streptophyta, Magnoliopsida, Brassicales, Brassicaceae. Gene Ontology annotation, molecular function: RNA-DNA hybrid ribonuclease activity; nucleic acid binding.
AUGGAAGUUUACAUCGAUGAUAUGCUCGUGAAGUCACUCAUCGCUUCCGAUCACGUCGGCCAUCUUCGCACAUGUUUUGAUAUCUUGGAUCAGUACGGUAUGAAGCUUAAUCCAACUAAGUGUACGUUCGGCGUGACAUCUGGAGAGUGCACAUGUUUUGAGGCAUUGAAGCUAAUCCAAAGCAGAUCGCCGCUAUUCUUGAGCUCCCGUCACCGACAACCAAACGUGAAGUUCAGCGACUUACCGGACGUAUCGCAGCACUUAAUCGAUUCAUAUCCAGAUCGACGGAUAAGUGCUUGCCUUUCUACCAACUUCUUCGCGGUAACAAGCAUCUCGAAUGGAAUGAGAAAUCGCAGCGAGCAGAAGCCAAUUUUCUACACAAACAAAUCCCUCGAUGGAUCGGAGUAUCGUUAUCCGACUUUGGAGAAAUUCGCCUUUGCCGUGGUCAUUUCUGCACGGAAGCUACGCCCGUACUUCCAGUCUCACGCGAUCGUGGUCCUAACCGAUCACCCUCUUCGUACUUUCCUCCAUAGCCCAAGUCAGUCCGGACGACACGCUAAGUGGGCUAUCGAACUCAGUGAAUAUGACAUCGAAUACCGAGGCAGAACGGCAACGAAGUCUCAAGUCCUAGCAGAUUUCUUGGUCGAACUCCCACCGGAGCUCGUCGAAUAUAAUCUGGUCGUACAACCCUGGAUUCUUCACGCUGAUGGUUCAUCAUCCCAUAAAGGAUUCGGAGUCAGAAUUCGUCUCAAAUCACCCGAAGGAGAAGUUAUCGAGCAGUCAUUUCGACUCGGCUUCCCGGCAUCCAACAACGAAGCCGAGUACGAAGCAUUGAUCGCCGGAUUACGACUCGCCAAAGGCAUCGGCGCCGAGCACGUACACGCCUACUGCGACUCCCAACUCGUGGCUAACCAUUUUCACGGCGAAUACGAGGCCAAGAACGACCGCAUGGACGCAUAUCUCAAAGUUCUUAAGGAUAUUGCUUUGGAGCUCUCUACCUUCGAGCUUACGAAGAUACCUCGAGACGAGAAUGCAACCGCUGACGCCUUGGCCGCUCUCGCGACUAAUUCCGAUCCUGAUCUUCGGCGAACUAUCCCAAUUGCAGCAAUCGAGCGACCAAGUAUCGAGCACGCUCCGAACUGCAACAUCAUUACGAGACGACGCGAUUACGAAGCCCAACCCAACCUUGCUCCGCCCCUCACCCGAAAGACGAAACCUAAAGAGGUCAUCCCCGAUCAUAACGACGACACGGACGAGCUCAAUGACAACAAAUCCGAGCCUGAGGACGAAUCCGAAGGCCAGCAUGUCCCAAUCGAUAUCGAAGCCGAAGGAGAGGACGAACCCGAAGAUUGGACCUUAGAAAUUGUGGGAUACAUUGGAGAUGGAACAGUCCCCGCAGAUAAAUGGGCAGCUCGACGCCUAAAGGCUCGUGCAGCUCGAUACGUGGUCAUUACGGGUACUCUCCUCAGAUGGGAUGCGUCCGGAGUACUCUUGACAUGCGUUUUACGGCAAUGA